AUGGUCGUGAAAGGAGGAGGCGAUAGAUCAAAGGUAAAAGAUGGAGGAAAGAGAAUAGAAAGCGAAAAAUCUGCCUAUCUCAUUCUGUUCGUAUUUAUUUCUAUCUAUCUAUCUAUCUAUCUAUCUAUCUAUCUAUCUAUAUAUCUAUCUAUCUAUCUAUCUAUCUCAGUCUGUUCAUUAUCUAUCUAUCUAUCUACUUAUCUCAGUCUGUUCAUUAUCUAUCUAUCUAUCUAUCUAUCUAUCUAUCUCAGUCUGUUCAUUAUCUAUCUAUCUAUCUAUUUAUCUCAGUCUGUUCAUUAUCUAUCUAUCUAUCUAUCUAUCUAUCUAUCUAUCUAUCUAUCUCAGUCUGUUCAUAUCUAUCUAUUGAUCUCUCUAUAUGUUUGUAUUCUCUCAGUAUCUAUCUAUCUAUCUAUCUAUCUAUCUAUCUAUCUUUGUUCAUUAUAUCUAUCUAUCUAUUUAUCUCAGUCUGUUCAUUAUCUAUCUAUCUAUCUAUCUAUCUAUCUAUCUAUCUAUCUGUCUGUUCAUAUCUCAUCUAUUGAUCUCUCUAUAUGUUUGUAUUCUCUGUCUAUCUAUCUAGUCUGUCUAUCUCAGUCUUAUCUAUCUAUCUAUCUAUUUAUCUCAGUCUGUUCAUUAUCUAUUAUCUAUCUAUCUAUCUAUCUAUCUCAGUCUGUUCAUAUCUAUCUAUUGAUCUCUCUAUAUGUUUGUAUUCUCUAUCUAUCUAUCUAUCUAUCUAUCUAUCUAUCUAUCUGUCUGUCUGUCUAUCUCAGUCUGUUCAUUAUCUAUCUAUCUAUCUAUUUAUCUCAGUCUGUUCAUUAUCUAUCUAUCUAUCUAUCUAUCUAUCUCAGUCUUAUCUAUCUAUCUAUCUAUCUAUCUAUCUAUCUAUCUAUCUAUCUAUCUAUCUGUCUGUCUGUCUAUCUCAGUCUGUUCAUUAUCUAUCUAUCUAUCUAUUUAUCUCCUCUGUUCAUUAUCUAUCUAUCUAUCUAUCUAUUCUAUCUAUCUAUUGAUCUCUCUAUAUGUUUCAUUCUCUUAUCUAUCUAUCUAUCUAUCUAUCUAUCUGUCUGUCUGUCUAUCUCUAUCUAUCUAUCUAUCUAUUUAUCUCAGUCUGUUCAUUAUCUAUCUAUCUAUCUAUCUAUCUAUCUAUCUAUCUAUCUAUCUCAUAUAUCUAUUUCUCUAUAUGUUUGUAUUCUAUCUAUCUAUCUAUCUAUCUAUCUAUCUAUCUAUCUGUCUGUCUGUCUAUCUCUAGUCUAUCUCUAUCUAUCUAUCUAUUCAUCUGUUCUAUCUAUCUAUCUAUUCUAUCUAUCUCUAUCUAUAUAUAUCUCAGUCUUAUCUAUCUAUCUAUCUAUCUAUCUAUCUCAGUCUGUUCAUUAUUAUCUAUCUAUCUAUCUGUUCUAUCUAUCUAUCUAUCUAUCUAUCUAUCUAUCUAUCUAUCUAUCUCAGUCUGUUCAUAUUCAUUAUAUGUUUGUAUUCUCUCAUAUGUUUAUAUUCUAUCUAUCUCAUCUAUCUAUCUCAUAUCUCAUCUAUCUAUUAUCUAUCUAUCUAUCUAUCUCAGUCUGUUCAUUAUCUAUCUAUCUAUCUAUCUAUCUAUCUAUCUCAGUCUGUUUUGUAUUGAUCUCUCUCAUGUUUGUAUCUAUCUAUCUAUCUAUCUAUCUAUCUAUCUAUCUAUCUAUCUGUCUGUUCUAUCUCAGUCUGUUCAUUAUCUAUCUAUCUAUCUAUUUAUAUCUGUUCAUUAUCUAUCUAUCUAUCUAUCUAUCUAUCUAUCUAUUAUCUAUCUAUCUCAGUCUGUUCUAUCUAUUGAUCUCUCUAUAUGUUUGUAUUCUCUCAGUAUCUAUCUAUCUAUCUAUCUAUCUAUCUAUCUAUCUGUCUAUCUCAUCUGUUCAUUAUCUAUCUAUCUAUCUAUUUAUCUCAGUCUGUUCUAUCUAUCUAUCUAUCUAUCUAAUAUCUAUCUAUCUAUCUGUUAUCUAUUAUCUCUCUAUAGUCUCAGUAUCUAUCUAUUAUCUAUCUAUCUAUCUAUCUAUCUGUCUGUCUGUCUAUCUCAGUCUGUUCAUUAUCUAUCUAUCUAUCUAUCUAUCUAUCUAUAUUAUCUAUCAUGUAUCUAUUGAUCUCUCUAUAUGUUUUUGUAUCUAUCUAUAUCUAUCUAUCUGUCUGUCUGUCUAUCUCAGUCUGUUCAUUAUCUAUCUAUCUAUCUAUUUAUCUCAAGUAUCUAUCUAUCUAUCUAUCUAUCUAUCUAUCUAUCAUUCAUAUCUAUCUAUCUAUCAUCUAUCUCAUCUAUCUAUCUAUUAUCUAUCUAUCUGUCUAUGUCAUCUCAUGUUCAUUAUUUCUAUUUAUCUGUCUGUUCAUUAUCUAUCUAUCUAUCUAUCUAUCUAUCUAUCUAUCUAUCUAUUCAGUCAUAUAUAUUAUUUCUAUAUGUUUUUCUAUCUUUUCUAUCUAAAUUAUUUAUCUAUUGAUCUCUCAUUAUCUUUAUCUAUCUAUCUAUCUUUCCUAUUUUUCCCAUUAUCUAUCUAUCUAUUUAUCAGUCUGUUCAUUAUCUAUCUAUCUAUCUAUCUAUCUAUCUAUCUAUCUGUCUUAUCUUUCAUUAUCUAUCUAUCUAUCUACCUAUUCAUCUGUUGUCUAUCUCAGUCUGUUCAUUAUCUAUCUAUCCAUCUAUUUUUCAGUCUGUUCAUUAAUCUAUCUUUUAUUUCUAUUCUAUUUCUAUCUAUCUUUGUUUAUCUAUCUAUUUUCUAUAUAUGUUUUGUAUUUUUUUAUCUAUCUAUUUCUAUCUCCGUUCUAUCUUCUGUCUGUCUGUCUAUCUCAGUCUGUUCAUUAUUAUCUAUCUAUCUAUUUAUCUCAGUCUGUUCAUUUCUUUCUAUUAUCUAUCUAUCUCAUAUUCAUCUAUCUAUCUAUCUAUCUAUCUAUCUAUCUAUCUAUCUGUCUUUCUACUCUAAAUUAUUUUCGCUCAUAUCUUUUCCUCUUUCCUUUUUCCCCUCUUCUUCCUCUUCACACCUCAUCUCCCUUCGUCUCAUCAACUGUUCAAGUCUCGUCUUUUUGAAAACUAUUUUUAUUUCAUUCAUUUUCUAUUUGUUUCUUCUCCCUUUUUUAAUCUCUUUUCCUCCGUUCACUUCUACUACAGGUUGCUUUUCUUUCUUUUCCUUGUGA
This is a messenger RNA of Acanthosepion pharaonis, 3132 nucleotides long. The record is from the annotation of a GenBank genome assembly. Lineage: Eukaryota; Metazoa; Mollusca; Cephalopoda; Sepiida; Sepiidae.